This is a messenger RNA of Gadus macrocephalus (Pacific cod), 4688 nucleotides long. It is a transcript of the gene micall1a, whose product is annotated as MICAL-like 1a. Lineage: Eukaryota; Metazoa; Chordata; Actinopteri; Gadiformes; Gadidae. The transcript has 17 exons. Bases 406 to 3369 code for a protein of 987 amino acids. Gene Ontology annotation, molecular function: protein binding. The record is from RefSeq and is a predicted model, not a curated record.
UACAGCAGCAGACAGGCGGCGGCCAGGACUGCGUGACACCCCGGACAACUCAGCAGGGUCUAAACCUGAACCCGUGUUCGUGAUCUUAGCGGUACAUGGAGUCUUCAGGGUGUGGUUGGAAGUCCGAGAGAUGAUGAACCUUCUGGUAGAGGACAAGAGCGCCGAGCGGAGCAAGAGAUCAUGGGGAGGACGCACAUGCUGCAGCACACCGCCGCCCCACACUGUGACAAUCACCGCCCUGUAAUCUGCUCCCACUGGGUCCGACUGGGAAGGAAACCAUCUGUCUGUGACACGGAGAUGGCGAGACGUCACUAGACGCCCCGGAGAACCGCUCGUCUCCAGAAGAACCAGAACCUAGGAUCUUCAUCACAGGAUUUACAGGAUCCACAGGAUCCACAUCAAGCGAUGGGUUCCCUGAAGGCUCUGCAGGAGUGGUGCCGCCUGCAGUGCGAGGAGUACAGCGACGUGGACGUGAAGAACAUGUCCUCGUCCUUUCGAGAUGGUCUGGCGUUCUGUGCCAUCAUCCACCGCUUCAGACCGGAUCUCAUAGACUUCUCAACGCUGUCCAAGGAGAACGUCUACGAGAACAACCGGCUGGCCUUCGAGGUGGCCGAGGCCCAGCUGGGGAUCCCUGCUCUGCUGGACCCGGAGGACAUGGUCUCCAUGAAGGUCCCCGACCGCCUCAGCAUCAUCACCUACGUCUCCCAGUACUACAACUUCUUCACCAACAAGUCCCACGCCAACCCCCCGUGCAUGAAGCGGCCGGCGGGGUCGGGGCAGGGCGAGCCCGCCCAGAAGAGGCUCAUGGCCCCCCAGGAAGACACGGCGCUGGAGGCUGAGCCUGCCCAGACCGGUUUGGGCGGCCCGAGGCUGAAGAGCAGCACUCUGAGCAGCGCCUGCAGCGCCUGCCUGAAGCACGUCCACCUGGUGCAGAGGUUCAUGGUGGACGGGAAGCUCUACCACCGCAACUGCUUCAGGUGCAUCGAGUGCAGCAGCACUUUGCUCCCCGGCUCCUACAAGAUGGGCAAGGAGUCCGGCUCUCUGAUCUGCACGCACCACUUCAACCGGCCUGCCUUAGCCAAUCAGAACGGACGGCCGGACCUGAGCCAGCGGCCCGCCGAAGCCCGCUCCGCCCGGAUUGGUCGAUCCCCGUCGCGCCAAGAAGACCCGCCUCCCGAGAGCGAGCGGGAAAUGGCAGCAGCGCCCGCGGUCGUCUCGCCCGCGGUCGCCGCGCCCGCAGUCGUCUCGCCGGAUCGGAACGUGUUGCCUAGCGACUGUCCGUCAGAGUUCACUCCGUCGCCCACGCCCGCGACUGCCCAAUCAGACGCUCUGAUCAUCGAGGAGGAGGACCCGUCGGUCCCGCCCAACCCCUUCGGGGACAGCGACGAUGAGGAGGAGGAGGAGGAGGAAGAGGAGGCCGGGAACGAGGAGGAGAAGGAGGAGAAGGAGGUGAUCCAGACACCAGCCAAAGAGACGUCUAACGAUGACACGCCCCCGGCCGCCGUGGGUCCCCCGGGGGGGGUCCCCCGGCCGGUGCCGGUGCCGGCGCCACGCAGGGUUCCUGAGGCCACGCCCCCCCCUCGCCCCGCCCCCAGGGCCCGCCCGCAGCCCCCUCCAGAACGCCAGCAGGUCAAAGGUGAGCGUCAGAAGCCUCGGCUGCCGCCGAAGCCCCGGGAACGCUCCCACUCUCCUGGCAGCCAAUCAAUUGACUCCCCUAAACCCAAAGACCCUCCCUGGCUUGCCCUGGUCCAAUCAGAAUCAAAGAAGAAGCCGGCCCCUCCCCCCCCGCCAGCUGGCCUGGCGACGCCCCCCCGCGCGGGCUCUGUGACCUCCCUGAAGGUCGUGGGGUCGCGACCCGGCCUGCCCCCCAAGCCGGCCCCCGCCAACCCCUUCGACGACGACGAGGAUGAGGAAGGCGAUGUCGCCGAAGAGGAGGAAGAGGCCGUUGCCGUGCCGACGGUGGCGGCGGCCGUCCACCCGUGGUACAGCAUCACCCAGGCAACGGAGGCGGAGGCUGCGGACACGCCCCCCGGUGGGGGGGCCACCUCGCGCUCCUCCAGCCCCGGAGGGGGCGUGGCCAGGAAGAGGGCCGCCCCCAGGGCCCCAAGGGCCCCCCCGGCCCCCGAGGCCCCCGAGGCCAUCCCAGCCCCCCCUGACUCCCAGCCUUCCUCUUGCUCCCCCUCCCCAGCACUGAGCGCAGAGAGCCUCUCCUCCGGCUCGGACCACGGCCCCUCCCCCCGGGGCCCCUCCCCCCGGGGCCCCUCCCCCAGCCGGGGCCCCUCCCCCCGGGGCCCCUCCCCCAGCCGGGGCCACUCCCCCCGGGGACCCUCCCCCCGGGGACCCUCCCCCAGCCGGGGCCCCCACCUGGAGCUCCCCUUCACCAAGAGUGCCUCGGAGCCCUCCAUCAGCUCCCCCCCCGCCUCCCCGUCCUCCUGCUCCGACGAGCCCCGCCGCUCUCUAGGCUCCUCCCCUCCCGACGUGCCGACCAAUACCAGCUCGGCGCCGGCCACCCCUCAGACCAAUCGGAGCGAGGCGGCGAGGAGCCCCAGGCAUCCGCCGCCGCCGCGCCCACCGACGGCGACCCCGAGCCCCCUGGCCUCGGAGACCCCCGCCGGCAACAGCAAGCGGCCCUGCAAGGAGAACCCGUUCAACAGGAAGGCCUCUCCGUCCGACGGCGCCGCCAAGACCAGACCCCCGCGAGGCCCCCGGCCUGCCAGACCGCCCGCCCCGGGACACGGCUUCCCCCUCAUCAAACGCAAGGUCCAGUCCGACCAGUACAUCCCAGUGGAGGACAUCCACGAUGAGAUGAGAGGGCUGGAGCGGCAGCUGGAUCAGCUGGAGCAGAGAGGGGUGGAGCUGGAGACCAAGCUCAGAGACAGCCCCAGCGACGAGGAGGAGGAGCGCCUCCUGGUGGAGUGGUUCACCCUGAUCCACGACAAACACCUGCUGGUGCGCCGCGAGGCUGAGCUGGUCUACACGUCGAAGCAGCAGAACCUGGAGGAGAGGCAGGCCGACGUGGAGUACGAGCUCCGCUGUCUCCUCAACAAACCCGAGAAAGACUGGAGUGAGGCGGACCGCACCCGGGAGCAGGGGCUCAUGGCCGACCUGGUCACCGUCAUCGAGCAGAGGAACCAGAUCAUCAACAACAUGGACCAGGACCGACAGAGGGACGAAGAGGAGGAUAAGCUGAUGGCGGACAUGCUGAAGAAGAAAGACUUCCACAAGGAGCCCGACGGCGAGGCGAAGGACAAGGAGAAGAAGAAGAAGAAGAAGAAAGCGGCCAAGUUCAAGCCCAUGAAGGUGUUGAAGCGCCUGAGCCACAAGGGGGACCCCAGCCAAACCCCCAGCCCCCGCAAAGACAAGAGCUGAACCCCAGGGCGUCCCAGGGCGUCCAAGGGGGGGACAGACUGGACCUCUCCUGUACAGUGCUAGCUAGAACCCCACCAGAUGAGUUAAGGUGAACUCCCCCAGAUGAGUUAAGGUGAACCCCACCAGAUGAGUUAAGGUGAACCCCACCAGAUGAGUUGAGGUGAACCCCACCAGAUGAGUUGAGGUGAACCCCACCAGAUGAGUUAAGGUGAACCCCACCAGAUGAGUUAAGGUGAACUCCCCCAGAUGAGUUAAGGUGCGUCCGAGGUGUAAAUCGGCCCAAACCUCUGUUCACCUUCUACCUGCUGGUUGGCUAAAAGAAAACGUAAUUUUUUUGUGAUUUUAAUAUAUUUUCGAUUGCUUUGUGUAUUUUUUUUCAAAAGCUGUCUUAACAGCUGCGGCGUUUGAAUAUCGUCUGGUAUAUUUCUUUAACCGACUUUUAGAUUUUAUCGUAGGCUUGAUUGCACAGUCUAACCCGUUCUCCUAAUGCCUACCUUUUAACGAUGCAACGAGUAAACACAAAACAAGGAGCAGAACACGGAAAGAAUUCAACGUCAUUUUAAUCCUGAGAGAGACUCCCUCGAAUGAACGGUUCCCCGAUACGAGAGGAGGACAAUUCCUUCGGUUUAGUAACAUGUGGUACGAGAACGGUUACAAAUUGUCCCGUGGUCUGAGAAUGUACCAGCUCCCGUUGUGUCUGAUGGUUUAGCGAUGGAAGUGCUACUUGCUGCUAGGCUACUCCGUGUGUGUUGCAGUGCCCCUGUUUCUUUUUGCUGUGUUCUGUGGCAUCGAAAGGCUGACGUUAAUACGUGCUUUGAUAAGAUGUCCCAUGAUGACGGUGUGCAUAAGGCUUGUAAAAAGAGUAUUUUAAUCCUACCAAUUUCUAUUUUGGUGUGUGACUAGAGUGUUCAUAAACUAUUUUGAAUGUAAAAAAAAAAAAAAAGACUAAUCUGCAAAUACCGUUUGAUUUUAUGUAGGGAAAGACUAAAAGACUUUAGGAUUCAAUGUUUAAGCUGCGACGAGGAGUGUCAGAAUAGCAGACAUUAUAGCUCUCCCUGAAUAUGCAACUGUUUUAAUUUAUAUUUUUACAACCUCGAUGUGUUCUGCAUCUGUUUGCAAACUGUUGCCUUAAAAGCGUGUAAAACUGACCUCAGUGUUGACACUGUUAAUUUUAAUGACCGCAAGGUGCCAUCUUAUUUAAGUGUUCCUGUGUGUUGAAAGAAAUGAUUGAUACUUUGUCUCUUCUUGUACAUUUAUCUAGCGCUUCUGUUUCUACGUCUAUGAAUUUGCCCUUCAUCUUAAAUGAAUAAUGCUCCAUG